This is a messenger RNA of Sinocyclocheilus grahami, 633 nucleotides long. RefSeq lists its product as uncharacterized. NCBI's taxonomy places the organism in Eukaryota, Metazoa, Chordata, Actinopteri, Cypriniformes, Cyprinidae. The transcript has 5 exons. Bases 1 to 633 code for a protein of 210 amino acids. The record is from RefSeq and is a predicted model, not a curated record.
AUGACUGGAAAACAGACCGAAGAGGCUUUAAAUCGACUGAGAAUGCUCUUGAUUAUAUCUGAGUUCAGACUGCUGGAGAAGAUGUUUCACUUGUUUGUUUUUUGCAGUUUGUGCUUUUGGCAUCUGGUUGUGUUUGCUGAUUCAGAUGCAGCGAAGUCAGUGUCAGUGACGGAGGGAGGUUCAGUCUCUCUAGAAUCUGGUGUUACUGAAAUACAGACAAAUGAUCUGAUAACAUGGACUUUUGGACAUCCAGAGACUCGUAUAGCUCGAAUCAGUAAAGAGGAUGGAAUCUUCUCUACAUCUGAUGGUGAUGCUGUGGGAUUCAGAGACAGACUGCAGCUGGAUCAUCAGACUGGAUCUCUGACCAUCACAAACACCAGAACCACAGACUCUGGACUUUAUACAGUAAACAUCAAAGGCACGAAACUGACCACAUAUAGAUUCAGAGUUACUGUCUAUGCUCGUCUGCCUGUUCCUGUCAUCAGCAGCUCUGAACCUCUGAUAGUGUUGACUUCUGCUGCUGCUGCUGUAUCUCUGCUGCUUUUAGCUGCAGUCGGGAUCUUCUGCAUCUACAAGAGACACAGAAAAACAGACCAAGAAGGCAAGAGUUUCCUAUUGCUGACACGUCUGUAA